AUGAGCCCUUCGUGGACACACUUGGUGCGCUUCGUCGCUGAAGAAGACAAUGAGAUACACCUAGGCCAGAUCGACGCCAGCCAGUAUCCUGAUGUGGGACUAGCGACACUGGAAGGCCAAAAGGUCAAAGCCAACGUCGUAGUUGGAGAUGUAUUUGAUGGGCUUGUCACAAAAGAUGUCUUGCACGUCAAACACCUCCUAUCACCCGUCACCGCCGACCAAGUCCCAAUCAUCCGAUGCAUGGGACUCAACUACCGCGACCACGCCAAGGAAGCCAAUAUGCCCAUCCCCGAGGUCCCCGUCCUCUUCAUCAAGCCGAGGACAGCUUUGACUGGCCCGCACCCAUCCACUAUCAACAUCCCCAAGAUUUCUCAGGAUGGGUCGAGCGACUACGAGGCCGAGCUUUCACUGGUCCUUUCAAAGUCUGGCCGUGAUAUUCCAGAGGAAGAGGCUAUGAAUUACGUGCUUGGGUAUACGUGUAGCAACGACGUCAGCGCCCGGAAGCAGCAGUUCAAGAACAGCCAGUGGUCUUUUUCGAAAGGUGAGUUGUGA
Messenger RNA from Colletotrichum scovillei, 552 nucleotides. Its product is annotated as fumarylacetoacetate hydrolase domain-containing protein 2A. The coding region runs from base 1 to 552 and encodes 183 amino acids. NCBI's taxonomy places the organism in Eukaryota, Fungi, Ascomycota, Sordariomycetes, Glomerellales, Glomerellaceae. Gene Ontology annotation, molecular function: catalytic activity. The transcript has 2 exons. The record is from RefSeq and is a predicted model, not a curated record.